Molecule: messenger RNA, 273 nt
Organism: Hymenoscyphus albidus
Lineage: Eukaryota; Fungi; Ascomycota; Leotiomycetes; Helotiales; Helotiaceae
Source: the annotation of a GenBank genome assembly
AUGACAGCUCACAUUUCCCAAUCUAUCCCAAUUGCAAGAGCAAGAAUUCGGCCUCAGGACAAGACGAGACAAGACGAGACGACGGCAAUCCGCCUUCCCAAUGAAGAUCCCCUCGUCUACGCGAAACCACGGGAAUCCAGAUCGUCGGGUCGAUGGUCGAUGGCGGUGAGAAAACGAUUUGGCGGGGCGAGGAUGGAUAGAGAGGUCAAUAUCAAAGUCAUGCAACUUCCCUUGGGGCGGAAGACAAUCAAUCAUAUGAGAAUGGAAAUGUGA